AUGUCUCUCGCUGAACCUGGAGAGCCUUUCGAAUCUUUCGUUACAGCAAACUCCCGUCCUGCACUUGGAUACUAUGUCUCUGCCUCUGGAUCAGAAGAGGAGGAAGGUACAGAGUAUGUCGCAACACCAAGAUAUCCACAAUAUGAGUCGGAUUUGGAUGAACAAAAUAUGGAAAAUCAUCAUAUGGAAGGAUUGACUCGUCCGAAUGUUAAUCCUCGCUUUGAUGACGAUGAAGAAAUGGAGGAUUGUUACUCACAUUCAGAUUCUGAAAAUCUAACCCGUCAAUAUAUGGAAGAAAGACAGAAUUUCCCUCGUCAAUUACCACCAAUGCAAUUAUCUCCUCGUAGUCCAUCAACCUCCUCUAUUUCAGCUGCUACUAUUUCUUCUUCACCUUCCCCCACUCAAAUUACCAAUGCUCCUUUCCGACUUUACUCAUCAUCAAAUUCUCCAAGAGAUUUUAUUUCGCUGCAAUCCAAUAGAGAAUCACCUAUAUCAUUGCCUCCAAUAUCAGAUUCUCCCUUUAUACCAGAUGGUUAUACCACUAAUCAAUCUGUCUCUUCAAUGCUGCGAUAUCCCCCGAUGAAUCACAAUUCAAAUCAUCUCAGUUAUCCUCCAACCCAAAAUAAUACAUCUAGUUUCUCAUCAUCAUCAACCACCACAGCAACAGGGUCGUCUUCAACGACAUCUAACAAUAAUACUAACGAACAACCAAAACAAAGCCCAUUAAGGUUUGGCUACCCUGAUUCGCAAGAUGAUGACGAAGAAGAAGAAUUAUCAUCAUCAUCUACAACUCCAUAUGAUUCGUCAUCGAGAAAACGAGUGAGAACAAGAUCAAAUGAUUGGGCUAAUAACGGCACGAGUAAUAGAAAUUCAUCACAGAUUUAUCAUCAGUCGCAUCAUACAUUGCAAUUUGGUAGUUUUGCCCCUCGUGAUCUCCAUCAUAGUAGUAAUGGCAAUAGGAGUUCAUCAUCUAUUGUUUCUUCUCAAUCAUCAACUCAAGUACCUGCAUCCGUUCCUUCUCAAGCUGUGUUGCUUCCUUCUAACCUACAAAGACCGCCACUGCGACAUUAUAUAGAUCUCACAUCACAAGAAUCUUCACCAUCUGUGCCUUCAUUUAAUGCUAGUUAUUCAUCGUCGUCAACCUCACGUAACACAAGCUUUGUGCCAUCUUUCCCAUUGGGAGCGACCCCAUCACAGUCAAGUACAGUGUCAAAUCCAACAUCAAAUACGACAAAUGCAUCAAAUACCAUGUCAACUUCCACAUCUUCAGCAUCCGCAUCUUCAUUUCCUUCAUCGCUUCCUCCUUUGCAACGCAUGACUCCCCGUUCUUCGGCUCCCUUCACUGCCUAUAGAACACGCCAGCCAUAUAAUAAUCUUUCAGGAUAUACAAGUAGCUUUAUCCAAAACAAUGCAGAAUUUUAUGGCGGAUCUGAAACACAACAAGAGCGUAAUCAAACGACUGGCAAUGUUCCUCGAUUGCGAUCUACCCCAAGGUGGACUCCAAGGAACAACGAAUUACCAAGAGUGGAUCGAGAAACUUUGAUGCGAGCAAUGAAUGCCACUGUUCAGAGACGUCUGAAUCGUACUUCGAAUAAUGGCAAUAAUAAUCAUCAAUCUUCGUAUAGCAUUGGUUCACUGCAAGAUAGUACCCUUCGAGACUUUUUAAGUGAUGAAGAACAUGAUGUUCCAAUUGAUGUGCCCGAUAGUCCUGAACCCGACACCACCAAUAAUCUCUCAGAUCCACAAUGGGGACGACCUGUAAGACGAAUGACACAAGAGUUUGCGCGUGAACGACAUUCCUCAAAUUUCAUUAGAUCCCAAGCAAUAGCUGCUGUUGCGGCCGCAGCUGUCAAUGAAGCAACGGCAGAGGGUGCAAAUACAACCUCAUCAAGACCUCAUCAUUCCGGUGACCGUGGUUCAUUUACAGACGCUGAAUUAGCACGAAGAAUGCAAGCUCAAGAGUAUAGUGUGAUGCAGAGUCAAAAUAUCAUCGAUAACAUGAAUUCAUUGGCGAGAAUAAUCGGAGAGAAUGGACCUGGUCCUAGGUCUUCAGUGUCUUCUCGGCAUUCAUCAAGAAGAGAAUCAAGCUCCACUACAUCAUCAUCUGCACGCAGCAACUCUGCUACGCGAGAACGAAGUUUUCGUUUUCAAUCCAGGCUUGCUGAACUAUUUACCCAUGAUCACCGUCAUCACGAAGAACGAUCAAAUGAAAGGAGUCGCGUGGGGAUACGUAGCAAUCAAUCCAGAGGUACUAGACCUGAGGAUCUGUUGGAUAUGCUUCCUGACGUUAUUGGGAAUGGGAUCAUGUCAAAUCCUGAUAAUUACUUGGAUGACGAUGAUUUCGAUCCAAGCUACGAAAACCUAAUUCGACUUUGUGAAAGAAAUGGUGAUGUAAAACCCAAAUGCGCACCAGAAGAUGCUAUAAAUAGUCUGCCCACAAAGCUAUACUCGGGGGGUGGAAAGGGCAAAAAUUAUGAAGAAAGGUGUUCCAUAUGCUUGACCGAAUACGAGGAAAAUGAUAAGCUAAUGAGCUUGCCUUGCUCGCAUGACUUUCAUAAUGAAUGUGUGGUCAAUUGGUUAAAAAAGCACUCAUCAAGCUGUCCAAUUUGCCGACAACAAAUUACAAAAUCAGAAGACUAA
Messenger RNA from Ambispora leptoticha, 2640 nucleotides. The record is from the annotation of a GenBank genome assembly. NCBI's taxonomy places the organism in Eukaryota, Fungi, Glomeromycota, Glomeromycetes, Archaeosporales, Ambisporaceae.